AUGGUUCUGAGGAAAAAACUGAGUUGCUUAUGGACGUUAGGUCUGGUAGCCAGUAAAUCGUCUACUAAAGUCCCCUCUAUCGAAGACCAGACUUUUAAAGACCAGUGCGUCAAGGCGCAUAACGAAAUGCAUAGCAAAGUCUGGCCCCCCGCGGCUGACACGAAAUACAUGCUUUGGGAUGAUGGUUUAGCGAAGGUUGCUAAAGCAUGGGCAAACAAGUGCAGAUUCGAACACAACUCCUGUUUAUCAAUAUCAUACAGAUGCCAUCCAACUUUUCAAUUUGUUGGAGGAAAUAUCUGGUUAGGUGAAUUAAGCAUAUUUUCACCAAAAUUUGCUGUUGUUCCUUGGUUUAAUGAAACUGAAUUUUAUGAUUAUAAUACCCUACUAUGUUCCAAAGCUUGUGGCCAUUAUACACAGGUAGUUCGGGCCAAUUCAUAUAAAGUUGGUUGUGCAGGGACAAUGUGUCCUAAACUUGGAGAAUUUGAAACUGCAAUAUUCGUAUGCAGCUAUGGACCUUCAUAAGUUAUUUUAGGAAAUUUUCCAAAUAAGCCCCCUUACACUAAAAGAGUAGCCUGCUCUUUGUGUGCAGAAGAAGAAACUUGCAAAGAGAAUCUCUGCCGUAAGCAAAAAGGAAAAACAAUAAUCGUAACAUUCUAUUUGGAGAAGAGUUUCCAUAAAUUAAUUUUAAAAUUUGGAUUCUCAAGUGGGAAGAAGGCACCUCAGCAGAUAUCAUGUAAUCCAUUGUGCCUAGUUCCUGUUCUUCUGAGACUAUUUUAAUUAUCAUUUAUAUAUAAGAAAAGUUCUCAGACAUGACAAUA
Callorhinus ursinus (northern fur seal) is the source of this 818-nucleotide messenger RNA. Lineage: Eukaryota; Metazoa; Chordata; Mammalia; Carnivora; Otariidae. The record is from RefSeq and is a predicted model, not a curated record.